AUGCCGAGAAAAAGUGAUUUGGCUAAAGUGGAAGAAGUUGGGAUAGAUAUAGAUGCAGAUUUGAGCGACAGUGAUGGUGAGAGGCAAGCAGCUGGAAGAGGAGCUGCAAGGGGAAGAGGUCGUGGUAAAAAAACAGCCAGCGAGGACGAGGGUGAUGAAGAUGAGGAGGAAGAUGAGGCUCCAAGGAGAGGCAGGGCAGCAAACAGGAAGAAGGCAACUAAGAAACCUGGUGGUGGUGAUGAUGAUGAGGAUGAGAGCGAGGAUGAGGCUCCAAAGGGGAAGCGACGUGGAGCAGCCAAUAAGAAGAAAGGAGGCAAAGCCCAGGGCAGUGAUGCGGAGGACAGUGAUGUAGGGAAAGGAAGGAAGGGAAAGAAGGGAGGAGGGAAGAAAGGAGGGAAGAAUGAGGAGGACAGUAAGGGGAAGAAGGGGAAUGCCAAAGGGAAGGACAAGGGGAAAGACAAGGACAAUGACAAAGGCAAGAAGAAGAAGAAAAAGGGCAGUUCAUCUGAUACCAACACAGACUCUGACGAGGAAGAGUCCAUGUCGGAAGGAGAGAUGGCCCGACUGAUGGAGGAGGUGGAGGAGAAGAAGAAACUGAUCGCCACCAUCAGGAACAAGCCAUGGAGGAUGAAGAAGAGACUUGUACACUUGAAGGAAGCUCAAGAAUUUGUGGAUAAGUUUGAAGGAGCUUUGGGCAAAGGAAAAGGCAGGAAGUGGUAUGCCUACAAAGUGAUGAUGACAAAGAAAUGGAUCAAAUUCCAGAGAGAUUUUGAGAAUUUCAGAACAUCCUGUAUCCCCUGGGAGAGGAAGAUCAAAGAGGUGGAGAGUCAUUUUGGGUCAUCUGUAGCAUCUUACUUUAUUUUCCUGCGCUGGAUGUACGGCAUGAACCUUGUCCUUUUUGGAUUGACUUUUGGACUGGUGGUCAUCCCUGAGGUUCUGAUGGGUCUUCCAUAUGGUUCCAUUCCAAGGAAGACUGUACCUCGAGCAGAACAGGACACUGCUCAGGACUACUCUGUCCUAAUGGACUUCAAUGGAUAUUGUAAAUAUUCAGUCCUGUUUUAUGGAUACUACAACAGCCAGAGGACCAUCGGCUUGCUGAAGUUCAGGCUGCCUCUGUCCUACCUCAUGGUCGGGAUCGGCACCUUCGGCUACAGCCUGGUGGUCGUGAUUCGCACAAUGGCCAAGAACGCUGAUGUUGGCGGUGGAGAUGGAGAGGAAGGAGAGUUCACCUUUGGUUGGAAGAUGUUCACCAGCUGGGAUUACCUCAUAGGCAACGCAGAGACUGCAGACAACAAAUACGCCUCCAUCACCACCAGCUUCAAGGAGUCCAUCGUGGACGAGCAGGAGAACCAGAAGGAUGAGAACAUUCACCUGCGGAGGUUCCUCAGAGUCUUGGCUAACUUCAUGAUUACCUGCAGCCUCGGCGGCAGUGGAUACCUCAUCUACUUUGUGGUGAAGAGGUCUCAGGAGUUUGCCGACAGGGAUGACCUCAGUUGGUAUGAGAAGAACGAGUUGGAGAUCAUCAUGUCUCUACUGGGGCUGGUGUGUCCUCCUCUGUUUGAGACCAUCGCUGAGCUGGAGGACUACCAUCCUCGAAUUGCCCUCAAGUGGCAGCUGGGACGCAUCUUCGCCCUCUUCCUGGGAAACCUCUACACAUUUCUGUUCGCCCUGUUUGACGAGGUCAACUCCAAGCUGGAAGAAGAGGAUUCCAUUAAGAAUGCCUCACUUUGGGCCAUAAAGGAGUACUACGCCAACUACUCACGCAUAAUCAAUGACACUCUAGUCACUCCACCCCCCAUGGACCCUUCUGAUGUCAUCAGAGGACCCUGCUGGGAGACCGCUGUCGGCAUAGAGUUUGUGAAGCUGACAGUAUCAGACAUCCAGGUGACCUACCUGACCAUCCUGAUUGGUGACUUUGCCAGAGCUGUCAUCGUCCGCUUCCUCAACUACUGCUGGUGCUGGGACCUGGAGGCUGGAUUUCCGUCAUAUGGAGAGUUUGACAUCAGUGGAAAUGUUCUGGGAUUGGUCUUUAAUCAAGGGAUGAUCUGGAUGGGGGCCUUUUAUGCUCCUGGGCUGGUCGGCAUCAAUGUGCUCCGCCUUCUCAGCUCCAUGUACUAUCAGUGCUGGGCAGUGAUGGCCACCAACGUCCCCCACGAGAGAGUCUUCAAGGCCUCCAAGUCCAACAACUUCUACAUGGGCAUGCUCCUCCUCAUCCUCUUCCUCAGUCUGCUACCUGUCGUCUACACCAUCAUGACCCUGCCGCCCUCGUUUGACUGCGGACCCUUCAGCGGGAAGGUGAAAAUGUUUGAUGUGAUCAUGGAGACCAUCGAUCUGGACCUGCCAGCCUUCAUGGGGACGCUCUUCAGUUACGCAGCCAACCCGGGCCUCAUCAUACCAGCUGUUCUGCUCAUGGUACUGGCCAUCUACUAUCUGAACGCCACGUCCGAGGCCUACAAAAACUCCAACAUGGAGCUGAUGAAGAAGAUGCAGAUGGCUCGGGAUGAAGAGAAGAACCGCAGGAACAACACAGACAGCACUAACCAGGUCAUGAAAGACCUGGAGGACCUGCUGCCGAACCGCUCCCUCGCCCCCCGUGCUCCCCCGGAGCCUGAAAAGACACCAGAGAAGGAAGCAAGGCCAACUAAGACGAAACCUGGGUCAGCUGGCAAAGGUGUAAACUUGCAGAAAGAUGUGGCGCUGGCAUCACCCAACCCCAAUGCUCGAGGGCCAGUGAACCAGCAGCCCGGUGCAGGACCAGGCCGAGGUCGUGGGAGAGGCCCCCCUCCAAGAUAA
Scomber japonicus (chub mackerel) is the source of this 2793-nucleotide messenger RNA. It is a transcript of the gene tmc2a, whose product is annotated as transmembrane channel-like 2a. NCBI's taxonomy places the organism in Eukaryota, Metazoa, Chordata, Actinopteri, Scombriformes, Scombridae. The record is from RefSeq and is a predicted model, not a curated record. Gene Ontology annotation, cellular component: plasma membrane. Gene Ontology annotation, molecular function: mechanosensitive monoatomic ion channel activity. Gene Ontology annotation, biological process: detection of mechanical stimulus involved in sensory perception of sound; vestibular reflex. The transcript is spliced from 20 exons. Bases 1 to 2793 code for a protein of 930 amino acids.